Messenger RNA from Rhodotorula graminis WP1, 366 nucleotides. RefSeq lists its product as uncharacterized. Lineage: Eukaryota; Fungi; Basidiomycota; Microbotryomycetes; Sporidiobolales; Sporidiobolaceae. The record is from RefSeq and is a predicted model, not a curated record. The transcript is spliced from 3 exons. Bases 1 to 366 code for a protein of 121 amino acids.
AUGCCCGGCAAGCGCACCCAGUCCUCGAAGCGCGCCGCCACCCCUUCCUCGUCCAAGCACCGCUCGUCCACCUCGGCCCCGUCCAACCUCAAGCCCUCGCUCCUCGGCCUCAAACCGCCCGUCAAGCCGUCCAAGAAGGGCUCCGCCGCCGCGGGUCACCACAAGGCGCGCGACGCCGACGUGCGCGCCCGGCUCGACAGCGACCGCGACGCUCUGAGGGCUGCGCUCGAGGGCCCAGACAAGGACCGCCCGUCGCAGAACAAGGCGCUCGUCGAGAAGAAGGAGGCGCCCAAAGAGCUCGCGCGAGGAGGCGACUCACUCGCUCAGUCGAUGGACGAGGUCCUCGACCUGUUCAGCACGGCAUGA